AUGUCUUACAACAACGAUCGCAGCGAGUACGGUCAGCAGUCUGGCCGGUCCCAGGAGGGAUACUCCGGGGGCGGCGGAAGCGGCUAUGGAGAUGACAACAGAUCAGGCGGCUAUGGUGGCAGCUCGGGACGCGACAAUGAUAAUGACCGCACUUCCGGUGGCUAUGGAGGCAGCUCAGGACGUCGCAACUCCAACGAUCGCACCUCAGGUGGUUAUGGAGGGCGCGACAAUGACAAUGACCGUCCAUCUGGCGGUUACGGAAGCUCAGGACGUGACAACGACAACGACCGCCCGUCAGGUAGUUACGGAGGUAGCUCAGGCCGCAAUGAUGAUAAUGACCGCCCAUCAGGAGGCUACGGCGGCAGCUCAAGACGUGACGAUGACAAUGACCGUCCAUCAGGCGGUUAUGGUGGUAGCUCAGGAGGCAACUAUGGAGGCAGCUCCAGGCGCGAUGAUGACAAUGACCGCCCAUCAGGAGGCUACGGGAGCGGCUCGAGACGUGACGAUGACAACGACCGUCCGUCAGGUGGCUACGGAGGCAGCUCAGGAGGCGGUUAUGGAGGUAAAUCUGGACGCGAUGACGACAACGAUCGCCCGUCUGGAGGCUACGGAAGCGGCUCAAGGCGCGACGAUGACAACGACCGUCCGUCAGGUGGCUACGGAGGUAGCUCAGGAGGUAACCAUGGAAGCGGCUCAAGACGUGACGACGAUAACGACCGCCCAUCAGGAGGUUAUGGAGGCAGCUCAGGAGGAUAUGGCGGAUCAGGUAACCAGGGAGGCCAGCACUCUACUGGCACGUCCUACGGCGGAGGUGGUGGUCAUGGUGGAUCCUCCGACGACUUCUCUGGCGCAGCUCAGCAUGCUGCAUCUGAAUAUGGUAGCGGCGGCGACUCCAGCCUGUUUACCAGUGCUCUUGGUAUGCUAGCUGGCAACAAGAACAGUUACCAGAAUGAGAGUGUGGACGAAGAUGAUGCGGUCAAACAGCACGAGAAGUUCUAUGGCAACGGUGGGAGCGGAGGUGGGCAAGCCAGCUCGAACAAUGUUGGCGCUGCUGCCGCUAUGCAGGCAUUGAAGAUGUUUAACAACAGCAGCAAUGAGGAUGCCAAGGGUGGACAGAACAAGUUCAUCGGUAUGGCCAUGGGCCAGGCCGCCCAGCUGUUUGAUAAGCAGCAGAGCCAGGGCAACACGGACCCUAGCGCUACCAAGCAGGACGCCAUCGUCCAGGCAGGAAAGAUGGCACUCCAGUUCUACAUGAAGUCACAGAUGGGUGGCGGAAGUGGCGGAAGUGGCGGCGGCUCUGGCAGCGCUCUUGGUGGUGUGUUGAACAUGGCCAGUAAGUUCAUGUCAAAGUAA
Molecule: messenger RNA, 1353 nt
Organism: Bipolaris victoriae FI3
Lineage: Eukaryota; Fungi; Ascomycota; Dothideomycetes; Pleosporales; Pleosporaceae
Exons: 2
Coding region: 1-1353 (450 amino acids)
Source: RefSeq, a predicted model, not a curated record